Messenger RNA from Diatraea saccharalis (sugarcane borer), 948 nucleotides. Lineage: Eukaryota; Metazoa; Arthropoda; Insecta; Lepidoptera; Crambidae. The record is from the annotation of a GenBank genome assembly.
AUGUCGAAAGGAAAAGAAGAAUUUUCCUGCGAAAUGUUCUCCAACAAAUUCUUUAUGCUGUGCGCGGCAGGCGGUGCGGCUGCGUGUGGGAUCACGCACACCGCCGUCACUCCCCUCGACCUCGUCAAAUGCCGUCUGCAAGUCGAUCCUGGGAAAUACAAGUCCAUAUUCAAAGGUUUUGGCAUUUCCUUCUCGGAAGGAGGCAUACGGAAUCUUGUCAAAGGCUGGGCACCCACACUAAUUGGCUACUCACUCCAAGGAUCUGUAAAGUUUUCUGGUUACGAAUAUUUCAAAUACAAAUUCUCCACCAUGGUAGAUGAGGAAUCUGCGUUUCUCUACAGAACAUACUUAUACCUAGCCGCGUCGGCAUCAGCUGAGCUCAUAGCAGAUGUAUUUUUAUCACCGUUUGAAGCAACUAAAGUGAGGAUGCAAACGACGCCGGGUUACACGUCUCAGAUGAGAAAAGCUAUGCCUCAUAUGUUGGCUACAGAAGGAUUCGGCGUGUUUUACAAGGGACUAGCGCCGUUGUGGGGAAGACAAGUUCCUUACACGAUGAUGAAAUUCUCAUCAUUUGAAAAGACCCUUGAAUAUUUAUAUGCCAAUGUGGUACCGAAACCUAGAGAACAGUGCUCGAAGGGAGAGCAGCUGAUAGUGACAUUCACGGCGGGAUAUAUUGCUGGAGUGCUGUGUGCUAUAGUGUCACAUCCAUCAGAUACUGUCGUGUCAAAGUUGAAUAAGGACCCGAGCGCUUCGAUUGGUGGAAUACUCUCCGAAGUGGGACCUGUAGGAAUCUGGAGAGGCCUCGUGGCCCGUAUAAUCAUGAUCGGAACUUUAACAGGACUACAGUGGUUCGUUUAUGAUGCCUUCAAGGUCUACACUAAAAUGCCUCGUCCACCGCCCGCACCUAUGCCAGAGUCACUUAGAAAGAAAUUGGCAGCGAAGAAGUAA